CUCAAGAUGCGGAACACAUAUAUCCUAUGAACAUCGACAAAGCCGUUCAUCUCGUUUUCGACGACCUGGCUCAAAGGAUCUAGAAUCCAGGGUCGCCACAAUAGUUUGCGCCGCUAACACAAUAACCGUGAAGAAGACGGAUGCAGCGUACGCUUGAAAUAGCAGCUACAUGAUCGCCGCCGGAAACUUCGGACUGCAAUGAGCGCCGCUGGGGAAAUUUUGCUGGCAACAGAGAGGAGAUUCUGUAUUCCUCGAGUGGUAUGCGUGUUGCUCGUUCCAACGGAAAUAAAUAUUCAGAUCCCACACGCGGGCGCGGAAGCACGCUCUGCUGAUGACAUUGCAAAUGCCCGCCGGGGCUUCAACAGACCUAGCCCCCCCUCGAAUGAGAUACCGUAUACUGUAGUCCUUCCUGCUCAUCGAAAAUGCCAGGUCAUUCAAAAAAUUUAUCGAUGGUCAUAAAGGCUGUAGCUGGAUGUACCAAAAGAGCGAGAUUCAAGUGUAUGCGUUGCAGACAGUGGUAUCUUGGUGCCUAUCCCUCGAAUCCUCCCUGCCCGGGGGUCUGGUCGAAUGUGAAGAAGUUCAGGAACAUGCUUUUCGUUGCGGUCCGUGGUACGGAGUACAUCCUACCAAGGUUAGAUCAGAGAAGACAAACACCAGGCCACAGUAUUUGCGUUGGAAGAAAGGGUUUAUUUGACGCUGUUGCACUGGCGGAGGAAGCAAGAAUAUAGGCGUUGUAUAUGAUAUUGCGAUGAUUGGAUGCCAGCUUGUUUCUUCUUCUUCAGUGUUCGAUGAAUACUCAAGUCCUUCGAUUAGUGAUUCUCUCGAUCUUGCACCCCAGAUAUCCUGUUGAACCUGACUUCAACCUUCGGUUGCCAGGGUGGAGAACGAUUAUCCUAGGCCUUUGGAGGCUCAGGGUAGGAAGUCUGGGGGACGGCACUGGAUAACAAAAUGCCAUCUAAUAUUCCAUCGUGCAACGGAAUGGGGCAAUGUUCCGCUGCGAGAAUCAAGAGGUAGAUUUGGAGCAAUUCUUGCCAGGUUGUUUCAUAACACUCCAGCCAGCCUCUUUUUAUAUCACAUGAUAUCCCUUUGAAUGGAUGGAUAUCAACGAACGGCAAGGCCUGCUUGGCUGUUCACGAUAUGAGCCUGACUCUGUAGUUUAUUUGUUUUUCAAGCUAAUUUUGCUGAUAUUCAGCGGUCAUGUUUGAGCUAUAUCCAGCUACCAUAGCGUUUUCAUAUAUUUGCGUUUCGCCAACUUCAUAUACAUUAUGGCACUCUAGACAUAUUAAAUUACUUCACUUUAACCAACAACCUAUUAUAGCCUUUAACGUUACCAAUAGAAUUGUUCAAACUAACAAAGACUCCACUGAAAUGAACCUCGUAAGGUUUUCUAAGAACAAUGACUAUAACUUUGCGCUCUCUUGGCGGAUUUCCUGUUGUGCUUGAUCCCGAAGUACUCUUC
Molecule: messenger RNA, 1459 nt
Organism: Blastomyces gilchristii SLH14081
Lineage: Eukaryota; Fungi; Ascomycota; Eurotiomycetes; Onygenales; Ajellomycetaceae
Exons: 2
Coding region: 423-728 (101 amino acids)
Source: RefSeq, a predicted model, not a curated record